AUGACCCAUCGCGAAUCUCGCCCUUCAUCUCCCUCCGCGCCAGCGAACAAAAGGCGACGCAUCUCCAAUCCGGUCCCGCACAAGUUUAUCACGAGCAGCAUGGCGGGAACCGAUGACCAGGCGCUGCCUGUUUUAAAACUCACUCGCCUUGAGAAAACCGUGAAGUCUCUCCUGUUGGAUGUCGCAGAAUAUGCACGGGCAAAGGCGAUUUCAGAGGGCGCAAAUGACUCAGAUCUUCCCCAAACGGUACUCCGCUUUACUGGAGGUUGGGUGCGGGACAAGCUCCUCGGUGUCGACAGCCAUGAUAUCGACGUGGCAAUCAAUACGAUGACCGGAUAUCAAUUUGGGAUCCUACUGAAAGAGUAUUUGGACGACCCGACGAACUUGGAAAAGUACAAGCGAGAUGUGUCGAAUAGCCGCCCGAACGAUUCCAUCGUCAGCCUUCAUAAGAUCGAGGCCAACCCGGAAAAGUCCAAACACCUGGAAACCGUGACGACGAAGAUAUUCGGCUUGGACAUAGACCUGGUGAACUUGCGAAAGGAGGUAUACUCGGACGACAGCAGGAACCCCCAGAUGGAAUUUGGCACUGCCGCAGAGGAUGCUAUGCGCCGGGAUGCGACGAUCAAUGCGCUUUUCUACAACCUGAAUGAGUCGAAGGUGGAGGAUUAUACGGGAAGAGGCUUGGACGAUUUGCGCGAGAAAAUCAUCCGCACUCCCCUGGAGCCAUACCAAACGUUCAAAGACGACCCUCUGCGAGUGCUACGCCUAAUCCGGUUUGCUAGUCGAUUGGGUUACCGGAUCGACGAAGAUACCGAAAAGGCGAUGCAAAAUAGUGAUAUUGGCGAGGCCCUUAAACUCAAAAUCAGCAAGGAGCGCGUAGGCAAAGAAAUGGAUGGCAUGCUGCACGGCCCUGAUCCGCGCGUCGCUUUGGAACUGAUUGAUCGUCUUGGACUCCAUCCGACGAUCUUCGCUAACGUCCACGACGAAGCCCGCGCCGAUACCUCAUCUUGGGCCGCGGCUUACAAUGGGCUGGCCACUUUACUAUCUCCUCAGAAUACCUCAGAAUCCGUCGCUCGAGUACGCCAGACACUUAUCCGUGAAAACAGCGAGGCCUACUAUGCCUGGGUGAUCACCACAUUUGCUCCCUGGUCUGCUGUUCCUGCACGCGUCGCAAGAGGGCCCAAAGCGAAACCACUCCCUCCACGGCCGGCGGAGAUGGCCAGAGAUGGCCUCCGCUCUGACAAUAAGACGAUCGCAAUCCUCAGUGAUGCGGCUCAGAACUGGCGCACCAUUAUCGACAUCAAAUCGUCCCUACUGGAAGGCCGCAUGGAUGGCACCGAUGCAGAAAUUCGGCAAAAGAUUGGAUUGCAUAUCCGGUCAUGGAAGCGGGACUGGAGGCUGUGUGUAGUCUUGUCUCUGCUGCAAGAGAUCAUGCAAGGAGGCGAGUUUGCUCAAGUCGUCCAGGAUUAUGAUAAAUUCUUGACCUAUGUCGUAGACCAUAAUCUGCAGGACAUUCAUGACUUGAAGCCCAUCGUUCAUGGAGGGGAGAUCAUGCAGCGCCUGGGAGGGAAAAAGGGGCCGUGGUUGGCCAGAGCCUUAGAAAUGGUCCUGGAGUGGCAGCUCCUCCACCCCGAAUGUACAGAUAAGGAGAAAGCGCUGGAGGUGGUCUGUGCUAGAAAGGAAGAACUAGGAUUCGGUUCUACGUGA
Messenger RNA from Aspergillus steynii IBT 23096, 1707 nucleotides. RefSeq names its product tRNA adenylyltransferase. The transcript is spliced from 3 exons. Gene Ontology annotation, molecular function: ATP:3'-cytidine-cytidine-tRNA adenylyltransferase activity; RNA binding. Bases 1 to 1707 code for a protein of 568 amino acids. Gene Ontology annotation, biological process: tRNA 3'-terminal CCA addition. The record is from RefSeq and is a predicted model, not a curated record. NCBI's taxonomy places the organism in Eukaryota, Fungi, Ascomycota, Eurotiomycetes, Eurotiales, Aspergillaceae.